AUGCCCGGCAGCUUACAAGGCCAAUAUAUCAAACUCGAAGUUAUCGGCGGAAAAAAUCUUCAAGUUCCCUCCUGGCGCAUUCCCGCUGGAAUCUCCAUAUUCAUCAAUGUUGACUCGAGGAGAGGCUGGAAAUCAGUCAUUGGAGUCCUGUCAUCUGACGAAUCAGUAGCGUGGGGCGAUACCGUGAUCCUAUCAUUAGACGCAUCACCCGAAUUAUCAGUGGAGAUCAGAGCGUCCUUCGAGUUCGAUCGAAUGCUGGGCAAUGGAGAAGUCGUUGGAAAACUUGAGAUAUCAUGGGAUGCACUGCUCGAUCAUGGAAAUGAGCCUUUCGACAUCUCAUUCCCGCCCGUUCAUGGUGUUCACCCUUCCCUCACGCUGAAGGCCGCUGUUCUACAUCCUUGCGACAAUCAUGACAGUGUAGUGCUUGACUCCAUCGUUGAAAGUGAGACUGCUCGAGAGACGGAUGCGGGCCAUGAACGAUUUGCCACAUACGUGACAAGCAAGACGGUCUCUCACCUGAAUGAUGCCGUACAGCAAUUUCAGUUGGUCCUGGACCAAUGUCCGGUCGGCCAUCCUGAUCACGCAGGGGCUCUCACCAACCUUGCGUGGGCCCGCCUUGAAGGCUACAUCGAAAACGAUCUUCAAGACAUCGACUAUAUCACUUCUCUCUUCCGCGAAGCCCUUGCAUUGCGUCCGCAGGGCCACCCCGAUCAUCCAUCAUCUAUCUAUCACCUCAUUAAAACAUUGACCUGGUGCUACAGCAAGGAGAACUUCACCGCCGUCUAUAUCCAGGAAUCCGUGCAACUGUGCUGCAAUUUAUUGCUGCUCUGUCCAGAGGGCACCUACCUUUGUAGCAUCGCGGCAGAUGACGUCGAUUAUGUGAUCCGCGAAUGCAACGAUCUUCCAAUAGAUGCAUCCGAUGAAGGCAUCCACCUUCGACGAGUUGUACUCGAGCUCUGUCCUCUGGGCAACGAGCACCGUCCAAAUGCACUCGACAUGCUUGCACGGGCUCUCCGCACACGCUUUGAACAAUGCGGCAGUAUUGACGAUCUAGACGAGUGCAUCCAACGCAGUCGUGAAGCCGUUUCUUUGUGCCCCGAGGGAGAUUCUGAACGCCAUUCCUACCUGAAUUACUUGGCCUCGUCGCUCCAGUCCCACUUCAAUCACCAAGGCAAAUAUCACGACCUCAACGAGGCCAUCUCUUUGCACGAAGAGGCGCUGCGCUUGUGCCCUGUUGGGCACAAAUAUCGUGAUUUCUCAUUAAACAACCUAGGAGACGCCCUCUUCAUCCGUUUCCACCAACGUGGUGAUGUUAACGAUAUCAACAGAGCUGUCAGCCUCCAGCGCGAAGCACUGACGUUGCGCCCGCCUGAGAAUCCAGAUCGUGAUUCCACACUCAAUAACCUUGCCAACACGCUCAGAUCCAGAUAUGACAAAUUGGAUGUCGGCGAAGGUCUCAACGAGGCCAUUGACCUGUACCGGGAUUCACUUCAGUUAAGGCCGCACGGGCAUCCACUUCAUCAUCAAGCUCUUUACAAUUUGAGCGCAGUGCUCUGCUCUCGCUUCACCCAAACCCAGAAGGAUGAGGAUGUCGAGGAGGCCAUUCAACUGUGCCAAGAAUCGUUGGAGGCUUUGCCUUCACUGCACCCGGAUAGAUAUUUCAGCUACGUGGGGUUGCAGGAAGCCUAUUCGUCUCGUUACAGAGUGCAACGCAAGUCUGCUGAUUUGUCGCUCGCCGUAGAGAACUUCAGACUGGCAUCGCGACAUCCUACGCAAGGCUUUCCAAACCGCAUUCUGACAGCCCGGAACUGGGUCAUCGCAGCAGAGCAGCAUGGUCACCCAUCUGCGCUGGAGGCCUACAUCACAUUUUUCGACCUUCUUGAUCGUCACUUGGCAUCACGGUCAUCGGCAAUUUCACGACACGAGGCUGUAACUGCUUUUCUUGGCGUCCGAUCACUGCCAGCAGAUGCGGCAUCAUGUGCCAUACAUCGUGAUGAUCUGCGAGGAGCAGUUGAACUCCUGGAGCAGGGUCGUGGUCAACAGUGGUCGCUGGCCUCGCGGCUCAGGACUCCGCUGGAAGAUCUCGAGUCUACGAAUCCCAACCUAGCUGACAAGUUCUCGGAGCUGAGCAAGUGUCUGUCCGAGACUCAUGGUCCCACAGUCAGCACAGACAGAGCUGCUGCUGACCAGGCAGAAACAGAGUACAGGAAACUUACCGAGCAGUGGGGAGGUGUGGUAGCUGAAAUCCGUGAUCUUAAAGGUUUCUCGAGAUUCCUGCUUCCGCCUACGUAUGAAGACUUGCAAGCGGCAGCGCGUCAUGGCCCAGUCAUCAUCCUCGUUGCGAGUCAAUACUCGUGCAGCGCCAUCAUCGUCCCGACAUCAGGAGACCCCCAUCAUGUUCCCUUGGCGUCUAUCACUCUUACAGAUCUGAAGAAUCUUAAGGAUCGCUUUGCCAGGGCAAUACGACAAUCAUCUCGGAUGAGACCGGCGGAGUCGAGGACGGAUCUAAUAGUACUCUCGCGGACAAUAUGGGAAGAGAUCAUGCUACCAAUCGUCAACGUACUGGAGCAUGUCCUUAAGCUCAAGCGCCAAUCUCGAAUCUGGCUGUGUCCGACUGCAGCGUUCACGUCCAUUCCUCUCCACGCAGCUCACCCGUUUCAAACAAAGGCAGAUCGCUCUGGGAAGGAGCCAUGCCUGGAAGAUCUCUACAUUUGUUCUUACACGCCAACACUUUCGGCUUUGAUUAGAUCUAGGCAAUUGAUGAAGAAACGUGUCCCUCCAUCUUUCGUUGCGAUCGGACAGGGUCAACCGCGUGCAGGGAAAAGCAAGGAACUCUUGGCCGUCGACAGCGAGAUCGAGCUUGUCCGAAAGCUCGUUCCUGCGACGGUCAACCGUAACACUAUUUCUGGCGAUGCAGCCACACGAGCAGGUGCACUCCAAGCAUUGGAAGAGAACACCUGGGUGCACCUUGCCUGUCAUGGAAAGCAGGACCGGGAGCAGCCUUACAAUUCUCACUUCGUCAUGAAAGAUGAACCUAUCACGCUACUUGAUAUCAUGGAGAAAGACAUUCCUCACGCCGAGUUCGCAUUCUUAUCAGCGUGUCAUACCGCCGUCGGCGAUGAGGAGACACCCGACGAGGUGAUUCACCUCGCGGCUGGACUGCAAUUUUCAGGGUUCAAGAGCGUCAUUGGCACGCUGUGGGAGGUCGACGACGCUGUCGCAAAACAUGUUGUCAAAGCUUUCUACGAGAAUACGUUCAAGGAUUUAGAGGACAGUGGUGAGAUUGACUGUACGAAGGCGGCCUGGGCACUCAAUCGUGCUACGCACUGCGUGAAGACGAAAGUUCCGCUUGAGCAGAGAAUGGUUUUCAUUCAUGUUGGUGUGUAG
Molecule: messenger RNA, 3387 nt
Organism: Suillus subalutaceus
Lineage: Eukaryota; Fungi; Basidiomycota; Agaricomycetes; Boletales; Suillaceae
Product: CHAT domain-containing protein
Exons: 5
Coding region: 1-3387 (1128 amino acids)
Molecular function (GO): protein binding
Source: RefSeq, a predicted model, not a curated record